AUGGAGAUCCCUGCCCCGCUGCUGAAUGGUUCCGUGACAUACCUCGUGCUGACAUUAAUGGCCUGUUUUGCCGGUAUUGCCAUGGGCUUCACUGGAAAACUGAGUCGUGAGAACUCGUCGAUUUUUACGCUGCUGGCUUUCAUGACUGGAUUUUGUCUCUGGAUGUUCUGGGCAUGUUGUUGGCUGCACCAGUGGCACAUUCUGGUCGUUCCCACGUACGGCGCAGAGUAG
This is a messenger RNA of Peronospora matthiolae, 231 nucleotides long. NCBI's taxonomy places the organism in Eukaryota, Oomycota, Peronosporomycetes, Peronosporales, Peronosporaceae. The record is from the annotation of a GenBank genome assembly.